GUGAAACAAGAUGGCCUAGAACCCGCUGAAAAAAUCAACUUUUUCACUUCCUUAUUCUUGCGUGAUCUUGUGUCGUUCGUUCCUGGGUUUUACAGGAAGUUAUCAGGAACGCAACUAUUUUUGGCUAUAUAUGUUAAUACUGACAAUACGGCAACACUUCUAAACAGCUGAUGAUUUGUCAAAAUUAUCCGUGCCUGCAAUUGUCUGCUGCUCAUGUUUUCGUAAGACAUUCGCUGGAGGAUUUAGAAAAUAGAACACACUUUCUUCCAAUUAUAUUUGUCAUCCACAUAAUAAGAUGUCAUUAACCCCUGCAAGUGGCAUUGGCCGGUACUAUAAGCAUUCGGCGAAAAUUAUCCGCUUCGUGCGCCAGGGCUGCACAAACCGUCCCUUCUAUCACAUAGUUGUUAUGGAGCGCCGUAAAAAUCAACAUCAGCCCGUAAUAGAACAAGUUGGCAGUUAUGAUCCAAUGCCCAACGAGAAAAAUGAACGUUUAGUUUCAUUUAAUUUUGAACGACUUCGCUAUUGGUUAGGUCGUGGAGCCCAUUUGUCAACACCAGCAGCCGAGUUAUUGGGUAUAGCUGGUUUUUUACCAAUUCAUCCACGCACUUAUAUGACCGCCUGGCGUAAUAGGCAGCUAAGCCCAGAGGACGCUCAAAAUCAAGAAAAGGAUCCUGUUGCCGCGUAACGCGAAAAAAACUCAGUCUGCAUUUAAAUAGUUGAAAAUAAUAAAAUUUAACAAAACCUAUUUAAAUACAUACUUAUGUACAUGUAGGUUUUUAAUUUGA
This is a messenger RNA of Rhagoletis pomonella (apple maggot), 785 nucleotides long. It is a transcript of the gene mRpS16, whose product is annotated as probable 28S ribosomal protein S16, mitochondrial. NCBI's taxonomy places the organism in Eukaryota, Metazoa, Arthropoda, Insecta, Diptera, Tephritidae. Gene Ontology annotation, biological process: mitochondrial translation. The transcript has 2 exons. Gene Ontology annotation, molecular function: structural constituent of ribosome. The record is from RefSeq and is a predicted model, not a curated record. The coding region runs from base 296 to 685 and encodes 129 amino acids. Gene Ontology annotation, cellular component: mitochondrial small ribosomal subunit; ribosome.